CCAUGUGACCAUUUGGACAGACCCCGGAUGUACUGGUAUUUUAAAUACGAACAGCGCAUGCGCAUUGGCCUCUUUUAUUUCUGGGACAAUGGCCGACGAAACGGAAAAGAAGGUUCCGUCAGUCCCUGAGACGCUCCUCAAGAAGAGGAAGCGUUAUGCCGUCGUCAAGGCUAAGCGUGCUCAGGCCAAGGUGGCCGAAGCAAAGGCCCGCAAAGUGACCAGGAAGCUCAUCUUCAAGAGGGCCCAAAGUUACCACAAGGAGUACAAGGAGAUGUACAGGCGUGAGGUCAGGCUGGCAAGAACGGCCCGCAAAGUGGGAAACUUCUACGUUCCAGCUGAGCCCAAACUGGCCUUUGUCAUCAGAAUCAGAGGUAUCAACGGUGUCAGCCCCAAGGUGCGCAAGGUCCUUCAGCUGCUGCGUCUUCGCCAGAUCUUCAAUGGUGUGUUCGUGAAGCUGAACAAGGCCUCCAUCAACAUGCUCAGGAUCGCAGAGCCCUACAUUGCAUGGGGAUACCCCAACCUGAAGUCAGUCCGUGAACUGAUCUACAAGCGUGGUUUUGGCAAGAUCCACAAGCAGCGCAUUCCUCUGACAGACAACUCUCUGGUUGAGAAAACCCUUGGGGACUAUGGCGUCAUCUGUGUUGAGGACCUGAUCCACGAGAUCUACACCGUAGGCAAGAACUUCAAGGUCGCCAACAACUUCCUGUGGCCCUUCAAGCUGUCCUCUCCCCGUGGCGGCAUGAACAAGAAGACCACCCACUUCGUGGAGGGAGGUGACGCUGGUAACAGGGAAGACCAGAUCAACAGACUCGUCAGGAGGAUGAACUAAAGGUGUCCCCAGGGUGAUGUCAUCUGUUGAUCUUAUUCUCAAUAAAACAUCUGAAAAGACCA
This is a messenger RNA of Engraulis encrasicolus (European anchovy), 891 nucleotides long. RefSeq names its product ribosomal protein L7 (gene rpl7). Gene Ontology annotation, biological process: maturation of LSU-rRNA from tricistronic rRNA transcript (SSU-rRNA, 5.8S rRNA, LSU-rRNA). Gene Ontology annotation, cellular component: cytosolic large ribosomal subunit. The transcript is spliced from 7 exons. NCBI's taxonomy places the organism in Eukaryota, Metazoa, Chordata, Actinopteri, Clupeiformes, Engraulidae. Gene Ontology annotation, molecular function: RNA binding; structural constituent of ribosome. Bases 89 to 829 code for a protein of 246 amino acids. The record is from RefSeq and is a predicted model, not a curated record.